This is a messenger RNA of Musa acuminata AAA Group (dessert banana), 2203 nucleotides long. Its product is annotated as putative transcription factor bHLH041. The transcript is spliced from 7 exons. Gene Ontology annotation, molecular function: protein dimerization activity. Lineage: Eukaryota; Viridiplantae; Streptophyta; Magnoliopsida; Zingiberales; Musaceae. Bases 288 to 2036 code for a protein of 582 amino acids. The record is from RefSeq and is a predicted model, not a curated record.
AGUCCUACUAUUCAGCGCCUUUCUCCUUCCGGUCUCGACUUGCUUCCUCUUCCCUGUUACAACAAACAGAACACAUGGAUUAGCGUCACCAGGUACGAUUCAUGGAGACCGACUCUCGUAAACUUCGAUCCAGAAAUAGGUCAUCCAUGAGCUACUUCCUCGUCGUCUGCUCAGGUCUUUCUGCUCCAUCCACCCGCUUCUCCUUGCUCUCCGAGAUAGAAAACAUAAACCAUUAGCCUUCCGAAUAGAAUAUGGAUCAUGGCCACCUAAUCGCUUAGCUCCAGUCGAUGCGUAUGUCUGCCAUGGACUCCUUCUUCCUCCUUGGGGCAGAAGCUCGAGGGAGGUUCCUCCAGAUCGCCGGCCGCACUCUGGGUUGCACGUAUAUCUGCACAUGGACUCCUCUCUCCCAUCCGCCGAUUAACCUUUUGAUCUCCACAGAUGGAUGGCACCGUGAGGAAGACGGCGAUCUCCCGAGCUCCUCGUCGGGAAGCAUCUCCCUGAGGCUCUUUAAAGCCUACCACGGAUCCCUUUGCAGUAUUCAGAAUGGUUGUAUUCCCGGGUUGGCCUACAAAGGUGCGCCUGCAUACAUCGAGUUAAGGGAUGCAGAUCUAAUGACCUUGGCAUGGAUGAACGUACAACGGGAAUUCUACCAGGAAGCCGGAAUAAAGACUGCAGUAUUCGUGGGAUGCCGGAACGGAGAAAUUGAAUUAGGAAUGACGAUGUCACCGGAUGUAAUCUAUCUGACGGCAAUUACAUGCGUUACGAAUAUUAUUAUUCAUUUCGUUGUAUACUCUUUCUCAUCAUCAUCAUCAUCAUCUUCUGGGUUUCGUUUGCAGACAAACCUGCAUGUGAUUAUCCAGCAAGUGUUCGGUGAAGACUUCGUUCAACGGUACCAGUUAGGAGGCGGAGGAGGAAGAGACUUCAUGCGGCACUCCCAAUCAGGAAACCUCAUACUGCCACCUGAACUGGGUUGGCCCUCACCGUCCUCCUCGUCACUUCGAUCUUCAUCAGCGGGAAGUCCCCAGAGCUCACAUCUUCUUCUAACUAAACCAGGUGCUCCUUUUGUUCCUGAGGCGAUCACAGAGCAACCACUGGCUCCGUCACACCAAAUGCCCAUGCAAGCCUACAACCCGAACCGAAAUGUUCAAUUCCCAGCCGCUACAGGUGAUGAUGAGGCAAUGAGGAGAGCCAUGCUUGCUGUUAACUGGUUGCCAUCCUCGUCUUCUUCUCCACUUAGUCACCAGCUAGAUCGGCAACAACACCAAAUCUAUCAGGGACGUAUCGACCAUCAAAUUGGAGCUUUUAAAGCUUACGAUCCAGCUCUUGCUCCAAAACCGGAGGCAAAUCAGAACUUACCUGGCCAAAGAAUGAUUAAGAUGGGCAUCAACAUCUUGACAGAAAUUAACAGGAUGAGGAUGGAAGCUCGAGCGCAGGAACAUCGGCCAACAAGUAACCAGUUGCACCACAUCAUAUCGGAGCGCAGGCGUCGGAAGAAGAUUAAUGACUACUUUCAUGCUCUCAGAGUGCUACUUCCGCCAGGAUCUAAGAAGGACAACGUAUCGGUGCUGGCAAACACGAAGACCUACUUGAAUUCCUUGAAAGCUCGACUCUCUGAGCUUGAGGAGAGGAAUCAAAUGCUAGAACGUCAACUGAAGUCUGCCGACGACGCUGAUGAAGUUAGUGAUCGAAGCGAAAGAGUCGAAGUUCAGAUAAGCCGAUCCUCCGAGUUCAAAUCAGAGGCGCAACAAAUCAACCUCAGCCUCAUCGUAAGGGAGGAAUGUGAUAUGAUAGAUCUGGUUCUCCAUGCGCUUCGACUCCUGAAAGAGAUGAGAGACGUAAUAUUGAUAUCCAUGGAUGCAAGCACGAGAUCGCCAUCGAGAAAUAUAUUCGCAAGGGCCAAUCUUAAGCUACAAGUGAAGGAUAGUGAUUGGGACGAGGGCAGGUUCGAGGAAGCCGUGACCAAAGCCGUCGUCGAUGCGUUGGCACAAGGAAAAACGAAGACUCCAUCACAUUCUUCACCGGCCCAUCAAUCUUGACCAUCUCUAUUUUUCAGUUCGAUGGCUCGAGAGACAAACAAGAAGCAGCAACAUGGGGUGGUCAAAUGAGGUAAAUAAGGCAACGUAAAGGUGCCCAUAAAGCAUAUCCAAAGGUGCAAGCUAUCAUGGAGGAGGGAGUAUAUAUUUCUUCGGUGCCACACCGUAGA